Vigna angularis (adzuki bean) is the source of this 1606-nucleotide messenger RNA. RefSeq names its product dehydration-responsive element-binding protein 2F. Gene Ontology annotation, cellular component: nucleus. Gene Ontology annotation, biological process: positive regulation of DNA-templated transcription; response to stress. Gene Ontology annotation, molecular function: DNA-binding transcription factor activity; transcription cis-regulatory region binding. The record is from RefSeq and is a predicted model, not a curated record. Lineage: Eukaryota; Viridiplantae; Streptophyta; Magnoliopsida; Fabales; Fabaceae. The transcript has a single exon. Bases 341 to 1204 code for a protein of 287 amino acids.
AUGUUAAGAACAUGCAACACUUAGUCACAGUAACCAACACGUGUAAUUUACAAAGUUGACAACAACAACAAGAAAAGAAUUCAUUCAACCCAGAAAAUUCCAUGUAAGAAGAAGAAAAUGAAAAGUAAAAAAAUAGUGAAGACUUGAAGCAAUAUCUGUGUCUUCAGAAAGCACAACGGUCACAUGGCCACUUCUCCAAACGUGACAACAUUUAACACCAAACUUCACUCUUGCUCCUACAUAUCCCGCUCCAUUCCUCCCUCAUCAUGCAUCAAUUCCAAGUGCAUCAUCAUCAUCAUCACCACCACCUUUCCUUCCUCAAUUCCCAUCACUAUCACCCAUGGAGGGUUGCAAAAACUCCCCUCUAAAGCCAUGGAAGAAAGGCCCAACAAGGGGCAAAGGUGGCCCCCAAAAUGCCUCCUGUGAGUAUAGAGGUGUCAGACAAAGAACAUGGGGCAAAUGGGUCGCUGAGAUAAGAGAGCCUAAGAAGAGAUCAAGACUCUGGCUUGGCUCCUUUGCCACAGCAGAAGAAGCUGCUUUCGCCUAUGAUCAAGCUGCAAGGAGACUCUAUGGUCCUGAUGCUUACCUCAACCUCCCCCACAUGCAACCAAACCUCAUCAACUCCACCACCAAAUCUCAAAAUUUCAAGUGGUUCCCUUCCAACAACUUCAUCUCCAUGUUCCCCUCACGUGGACUUCUCAACCUCAAUGCUCAACCAAGUCUCCAUCUCAUCCACCAGAGGCUGCAACAGCUCAAGCACAAUGGGGUGUCUGCACCAACUCAACCACCACAUUCAAAGGUGGUAGAACUUGACAACUUGGUCAACCAAAACCAUCCAGAGAUUCUCCCUCCACUGCCCCAAGAUUCUCAAGCUUCACCACAAAAACAAACAGCUGAUUUUGAGGAGAAACCCGAGAUAGACCUGCUUGAGUUUCUUCAACAGAUGGGAAUACUAAAAGAUGAAAGAGAGGCAGAGAAAACUGACAGCUCAGGAAGUUCAGCAGUGUCAGAAGCUGCAUCACGAGAUGAGAGUGAACAACCAGGAGUGUUUUCUGACAUGAGUAGUGUUAACUGGGAGGAACUGAUUGAGAUGCAUGACCAUGAAGUUGUGUGUAACUAUCUUGCAUCAGAAGAAAUUCUUCAGUUUGAAGCAUAUGACACAAACGAGGACCUUACUUUCUCCACUUCCAUUUGGAACUACUAAAUUACUGAAGAAAAUGCACCUACUUUACCUACCUUUCCUAAGGUUGAAACUAGUUACACAUAGGUUUUGAGUGGAUCAAGUGUUCAACCAAUGAUAUGACUAUGAUCAGAAAGUGUUGGACUUUGCUUGUGUCUUUUACGAUAAAAUUUAUUUCUGUUGUCAGCUAGCAAUGUUUAGAGGGAAAAUAGUUUAUCAUAGAAAAAAGUGGGUGAGUGAAAAAGGAGCUUAGUUUAGUCUUCAACAAAAAACACUUUAUCAGGAUUUUGGUUAAAAGGUGUAGCUUGCUUUUGUGUUUCCUUCAUCUUAUGCUUUGUCUCUCUUAACUCGAAAGAUCACAAUCAAGCGUGUUUUUGAUUUAGGGGAUCUAAUUUUAGAUAUGAAUAAAAGAAUUGUUAAAGGAUA